Molecule: messenger RNA, 3015 nt
Organism: Oncorhynchus gorbuscha (pink salmon)
Lineage: Eukaryota; Metazoa; Chordata; Actinopteri; Salmoniformes; Salmonidae
Product: mitochondrial glycine transporter B-like
Exons: 9
Coding region: 641-1594 (317 amino acids)
Biological process (GO): glycine import into mitochondrion
Cellular component (GO): mitochondrion; mitochondrial inner membrane
Molecular function (GO): glycine transmembrane transporter activity
Source: RefSeq, a predicted model, not a curated record
GACUGGUACCGGGUAGAGAGGAGGGGCUUGGCGCGACGUGGGGGAAGUUGCGCAUGUCGCACUGACGGUUCAGGUUUGACAUUUCCCAACGCCGACAAGAAACAAGGUGCAUGGCAACAACUGCAAUGUGGUCUACGUGUUAAAUAUUGUGAAUUACAUUCGACUAGAUAGUAGAUGUCUACACUUUGGUAUCUGUGAGUAGUCAAACGUUUUAGUACAAAGCCAGCCAACUACUUUUGCUAGCAUUACAUUAGCAAAGUCAGCACAGCUAGCUAGCGUCCUUCAUUUUGGUGAGACAGUUUGCUAGCUACCUAACGAGUGAACGGGACUAUUUAUUUAACCUGAACACCAUUGUAGUAUUUUACUCAAAAGGUUCGCGCUUACACGUUAGCUCGCUUUUUGUUCAGCUAAAAGUUCGCUAUCUGGUGUGGUGACUGAUUUGUUUAUUGUAGCCUGUCACCGGCAAAAUGACUGUCUUUGAAAUGAAUCAAGUCAUCGGUCCCUAGCGAACGUCAAAAGCCAGCUAUUCACCCUCUCACUGUAGUUGGGGCUGUAAACAAACAGCGACAAGACGGCAAGAGAAGGGAAGGAGGCGCUCGAAUCGCUCCUUCAGGAUUCAUCCACUGCAUCAGCAUCAAGGAUGGAGUUGGCACUGCAGCAGCACAGAGAGAGAGAGGUGAAAGAGGGAGACAUGCAACAGAAACAGGAUUCUCAAGGAGGCAAACCCUCAAGCAUCUUGGGAAAGGCGCAUCCAGCUCUCAAGGCCUUCAUGUGUGGCUCCCUGAGCGGCACCUGCUCCACGCUGCUCUUCCAGCCUCUGGACCUGGUCAAGACGCGCCUGCAGACCCUGCAAAACAUCAUGAAGCCUGGAGCUCCUAAGGUGGGGAUAAUGACAGUGCUUGUCCAGGUCAUUCGGACAGAGACCUUCCUGGGCCUGUGGAAGGGAGUGUCACCGUCGUUUGUACGCUGUAUCCCAGGCGUAGGGAUCUACUUCUCUACCUUCUACUCACUGAAGCAGCACUACUUCCAGGAGGGCCGGGCCCCUAACGCUGGGGAGGCUGUGCUGCUGGGGGCCGGGGCCAGGGCCGUGGCUGGGGUCUGCAUGCUGCCUGUCACCGUCAUCAAGACACGCUUUGAGAGCGGACGGUACAACUACGUGAGCGUCCUGGGAGCUCUGAAGAGCGUGUGUGAGACGGAGGGGCCCAGGGCUCUGUUCUCCGGGCUGACGGCCACACUGCUCCGAGACGCCCCCUUCUCUGGCAUCUACGUCAUGUUCUACAGCCAGGCCAAAAGGUCCCUUCCACCGGAGGUGAGCUCGUCGCCCUAUGCCCCGUUGGGGAACUUUGGCUGUGGGGUGAUGGCUGGAGUCCUAGCCUCUGUGGUCACCCAGCCAGCUGACGUGGUCAAGACUCACAUCCAGGUCAGCCCCUCCCACUGGACAACCAAGGACGCCAUUCGCUACAUCUACAUGGAGCAUGGUCUGAGGGGUUUCUUCCGUGGGGCUGUGCCACGCUCUCUGAGGAGGACUCUGAUGGCAGCCAUGGCCUGGACCGUCUACGAACAGCUGAUGGCCCGCAUGGGACUCAAGUCCUGAGGAGAGGCGUCAGGGAGGAACUGAUAAAGGAAGAAUGACGUGGGGACUUGUUUUUAUACAAAGCAGCAGUUUGAGGGGGAAGAAAGUGAGAAGGAGGGAUAGAGAGGAGGUGUAGGGACUGUUUAUCACUGCAGCUAGCUUGGGAAAGACAAAGAGGUGGGUGUUGGUGGCACAGAAGAGUGAAAGGUGUGUGUGUUUUACAUGUUGAUGUUUAUGAGAGUUAUUGUGAAUGUUUGUAUGUCCUUACAUUGUCAACCCUGACCUUAAAUUACAUUCCCUCACUGCUGAGAACUGAACUGAUCCCCCUCUGAGUGUGGAGACCAUAGAGAACUAUCUAUUUCUAUGGGGGAGACCAUAGGGAUCUAUUUAAUUAUAUUUCUAUGGGGGAAGACCCUCUCAGACUGACUACUAUGGAUACCACUCCGGUGAUAAGAGACUGUCACUCACUGUCUAGGACUGUGACUAACAUCUAGGUGUCUCUAACACUCCCAAGACGAAACGGCAGCUUUGAUUUAGUUACCUCAGCAAGAGGUUAUCUGCUGGCUAAAAGUGUAGUGGACUGGACAAAGUAACCCUGUGCCAUGACCAUGCAACAUAUUUACAAAUGACCGGCAGACUACAUUAUCAGCACAGUGAUUAUUGUGACCUAUCGACUGACUGAAGGAAAUACAAUAUUUAUUGACUGACUGACUAAAACCAUUUAUUACUAGCUUGGACAAUCAAGACAAUAUUGCUGUGCAUUGUAGCAAAAGACUAGGCUGAUAUUUUAUAUACUGCAACUGCAUAAUUAGCUACUAGAAACUUGCCAUUGGCAUACUUAGCCAUAUUAAAAUAGUGUACAGUGGGUGUUCUCUAUACCCAAUUAAACUGGGAUAACAUUUCUAGUGCAUUCCAUUCUGGUUGCAGUGUUGUAGACCGGAUGUGCUUUAUCUAACCAGUAAUGAUAGUCAAUCCCAGAGCCAUUGAUGGAUAAUUGGCUCUAGUCAAUCCCAUUGGAACCCAGACGAUGCAACUCUGGCCCCCUUUGGGCUGUAGCAUUGUGAGACAAUAGUCAACAUCGCGAUCAUGAACAUGCAGCUUCAGCAUCACUGUAUUACAUGGGCCAGAUUCAGUAGUCACAAAAAGAAAGCAAACCGGAGGGACUAGCUGAUCUUGUCCUAUACGAAACAUAAAAUCUGGUUUUCCGAUGCAAAACAUUUUGCGACGGUGUGCACUAAUGUACACUACCCAGCUAAAUAUAGGAAUCCAUAUCAGUGAUGCACAGCCAUGGUCCUGGAUGGUCUCUUGUUAGUUUUGUAAAUGAAUAGGCCUAUGUAUUCAGUAUUUUGAGUAGUUUGUUUUUGGACGCCCAUACACGUGUAUAUUUCUUAACCCACAAUGUCCAGUGUGCCAUGUUCAAAAAUAAAAACCCAUGACAUGUC